Messenger RNA from Stereum hirsutum FP-91666 SS1, 1293 nucleotides. Its product is annotated as NAD-P-binding protein. NCBI's taxonomy places the organism in Eukaryota, Fungi, Basidiomycota, Agaricomycetes, Russulales, Stereaceae. The transcript is spliced from 3 exons. Bases 103 to 1197 code for a protein of 364 amino acids. Gene Ontology annotation, molecular function: oxidoreductase activity. The record is from RefSeq and is a predicted model, not a curated record.
CGUUGGCAGGCCAUCCAACGCUUCUCCGCACGCCAAAUCUCCGACCCGAAAAGUACGCCUCUAAACCAAUGGCGAAUGCUAUCAUCCCCCGACGUGCCACCGAUGACUCUACCGAGCUCAGCGACCGUCAUCCUCGCCACCACACUCUGUCUCUUCCUCGCUACGACAAUCUCUCUCUUCGCUCUCCGAUCCACCUUUUACGUCCUCUCCUUCAUUCGACGGUGUUUAUAUAAGCCACGAACGAAACUGAUCCCUCCGAACUCCGAACGCGUCCUCAUCGUCGGAGGCUCGAGCGGGAUCGGACGCGCUAUAGCUUUGCUCUACGCGCGUCGAGGUGCGAGAGUAUGUAUCACGGGCAGGAGGGAAGAGGAGGCUGUGAGGGUAGGUGAGGAGUGUGCUGCGGUGCAGGUUGUUGAGGGAUUGGAAGGAAGGCAGGAGAGGGUACUGGGGCUCGGGGCGGAUUUCACGGAUCCGAAGCAGAUGGUCGCGUUGAGGGAGACUUUGGAACGAGAAUGGGGAGGCCUGGACACAAUAAUCGUUUCUGCUGGGGUAUCCGCGCUGCAACCGCUCAUGACCCUCGCUGGCGUCGAACCCGGCUCGAACGAGACCUCGGUGCCGAGUGUUGAAGGCGUGGAAAGGGCGUCGAGGAUUGCGUCUGCUGCUGUGGAUGGGAACUACAUAGGUCCAUUGAUCACUGCCGUUACCUUUAUCGCCCUCCUCUCCCAAACCUCCCUCUCGCCCUCAAUCCACCUCAUAUCCUCUCUAGCGUCCUCCAUCCCCGCCCCCACCCGCACGAUCUACGCAUCCACCAAAUCCGCCUCCCUGCAGCUCUACCGCAGUCUCUCCAUCGAACAUCCCGCUAUUGGGUUCAGCUAUACAUUGCCGAGUACUGUGGAGGGUGAUUUUAGGGCUGGUGCGGUCGACGCGUCCCUCGGCCCAUUGCACGAGGACGACCCGAACGCCACCACGAACACGAAGAGUAAAGGCCUGAAGAGGGAGUACGUAGCGAAAAAGGUGGUCGAGAUUGUAGAUGGGAGUGGAAAAGGGGGCUGGGCGCGCGGACAGGCGGUCUUCGUGCCGGCGUGGUAUUGGUGGGUGCAGUUCGUGUAUGCGAUUUGGCCGGGGUUCGUGGAGAGGAGGGCGGCGCGGAAGUAUAAUUUUAGUCCUUCCACUGUCAGUGUGAAGCCGAAGAGUUGAUGUUGAUGUUGGUGAGAGGGUAUAGGCAGUUGGGGGAGGGGGUGGAUUGCUUUAGUUAUAGGUAUUUGUAUUGCUGUAUUUCGGUGGCCUGGUAAA